This is a messenger RNA of Lymnaea stagnalis (great pond snail), 471 nucleotides long. NCBI's taxonomy places the organism in Eukaryota, Metazoa, Mollusca, Gastropoda, Lymnaeidae. The record is from the annotation of a GenBank genome assembly.
AUGUCUGAGCGAAAACCCGUUCUCAAGAAUGCGGAUGUGUCAGGGGACAUGCAGCAAGCUGCUGUGGGUUGUUCCGCCCAAGCCUUGGAGCAAUGCGACAUUGAAAAAGAGAAUGCUGCCUUCAACAAGAGAGAGAGAGAGAGAGAGUUCGACAAAAAGUGUCACCCUUGCACUGGCAUACUGCAUUGUUGGCCGCAACAAGAGAAAGAGAGUUCGACAAAAAGUGAUCAUGCAUUUGUAUGAAGCCUUAUCACAACUUUUAAAUUGCUAUUUUGAUAACAUUUCCAUUUUUCCCCCCACAAAAAAAAAAGAGAAAGAAACCACGCACAAAAUAGUGCGUUCAUACACAAAUUUGACGCGAAAUUUGAAGCUAUUUUGAUCGUGUGAACUGGCGCUAAACGGCAAUGCAUUGUUGGUCGUAACUUUGGCGGCUACGUUACCCGUGUAACGAAACACUUCAUCUCCUUCUAC